Messenger RNA from Colletotrichum karsti, 1242 nucleotides. RefSeq lists its product as uncharacterized. The transcript has 2 exons. Lineage: Eukaryota; Fungi; Ascomycota; Sordariomycetes; Glomerellales; Glomerellaceae. The record is from RefSeq and is a predicted model, not a curated record. The coding region runs from base 1 to 1242 and encodes 413 amino acids.
AUGAGCUCACGCGCGGAGAGGGAAGACAGGUCCCGGAGAUACCGGCGUAAGCGUCAAGCUCCCUAUGCAGCUCCCGGACGCCACGCAAUUGCCUUACACAACGACGCCAUCAGAUCCAUCCCUCGCCUUGAGUUCUACAAUGGCCCCGUCGUCCCCAGAAGAGCGGCGUCCACAUGCUUCUGGUUGCUUACCGACAGAGAAAAGAUCUUCUUCGACAUGACUGAGCUUGACAGGCGUAUUGUCACUGCGUCACGCGCGAAGACAAUUCUCGGCACUGCCAUCGAUGUCGCCAGAAAGCCGAAUCGGAUGCACUGGUCGAUCGUCGGCGUUUGGAAGGAAGUCAUGGAAAUUCUUCACCGUCACGAUUCGUCCUGCUGGCUCGACGGCUUCAGCGCUGAGCGUGUCACGGACGUAUUCGAUGCUCUCGUUCAAGCUCGAUUGGCGUAUCGACAGUCUUCUUCGGCCCAAGAAAUCGAUUCCAUCAAGGAUUUCAAGACCUUCCUGAAGACCCUUGACGAUUGGAUCGCUAUCAAGGACACCAUCGCCUACUUGGACAAGCCCCCCCGCCCCACUGCCAAUCAAAUCGACAACUCGGCCAUCAAGAACGAGGUCGACUCUGAUUUCGAGGCUUUUCAGGAGAUUCCGGUAUUAGAGCCGGUUCAGUGGAUCCAUCGCACCGGGGCUGGCCGUCGUGGCAUGGUUCGAACCGAGUCGCAGUCCGAAUCUCCUCAAGUUUCCCCCGUCCAGUCUCCGAUUCCACGUCACAUUGACAACAACUCUGCCCCCGCCGAUGCCGCUGGAAGCAUCACCACCACCACGGCAACGCUGCAGUCCAUGUACGACGAGAUCGAAGCCUUGAAGAAAGAGAACACUCGAAAGAGCAUGACCGUCGAGAUGGCGGAACUCGAGAUGUUACGCGACGAAGUCGAGCGCCUCCAAGUGAAGAGCGCCGCAGACACCGCCAGGAUCCGCGAGGUUGAGGCCGAGCGCGAGGCCCAAGACGCUAUCUCGGGACAAAUGAGCACGGUUUGCCAGAAGCUCCUGGACAACAACCACGAACUUCGGGCUGAGAACAACGCACUGCGAGCCAACCAAGAUCAGCUCUGGAUGGACUACCGACACUACGCGAACCCCAUCCAGAGAGCCAGGGGCUACCUCGAGUGGGAGGCCGACGACCUGGAUCGCUACCUCCGCCGGGAUUACAGGACUGCUGGCAAUGAGCCUGAGGUCUUGAGUCCUUAA